This is a messenger RNA of Syngnathus acus (greater pipefish), 2573 nucleotides long. RefSeq lists its product as uncharacterized. Bases 619 to 2493 code for a protein of 624 amino acids. The record is from RefSeq and is a predicted model, not a curated record. Gene Ontology annotation, biological process: lipid transport; lipoprotein metabolic process. Gene Ontology annotation, cellular component: extracellular region; membrane. The transcript is spliced from 21 exons. NCBI's taxonomy places the organism in Eukaryota, Metazoa, Chordata, Actinopteri, Syngnathiformes, Syngnathidae. Gene Ontology annotation, molecular function: lipid binding.
AUUUUCUCAUUCAAAAACUUUUUUAGCGUCCGGAUUGUCAAUCGUAUUCAUUUCAGUGUUCUGUGUCAUCAGUGUUUGUUUUUUGUGUGAAGGGCGUGGUCUGGGAGCGAAUUAAACUCGUAUCUCAAGUUUAUCUAACUUUACUUUUGGUGGGGUGAGCUUUUAGGAGAGUCAAAACACGUCACAGUUUUCCCAGCGCAUUGCUUUCACAUGAUUUUGCUGGAUUCACGCCAUCUUGUUUGACUUGGCUGGAGCCGGACGGAAAGGUCGGGAUUGGACUCGUCCCAUCGCAUUCGGGACAGGUGUCGCAGGUGCGCGCGUACCUCGCUCUUUUGAGCACAAGUUGCACUUUUAUCCAUAUUUUGCCGGCAGAAGAGGAAGCGUUUCAGCGCGUUCCGGGCAACUCUCACCUAACAUUUAGCACUCGGCGGAAGCGCUUUGGCUCACCUUCCACACACGUCUGGCUAUUUUUAAACAUCACACACACACACAUACGCACUUCACUGUCUACGACCCAGCCCAGCAAACUUUUUGGGCUAAAGAUGAAUAAAGAACCAAUUGAUUCGUUAUUUUCUAUCAGUCGGACUAAAUUGUAGCCUUUCAAGUACGAGCAUCUGCAUGAACAUGUUUCGGAAAGAAAAAGGCUCAGCGGCGACACCGACGCUUCCGCCGCGGCCCAGCAAACAGGCCGGGACGGACGAAAGUGAUUUGGGUCGCGUCCCGGGAGGCUCCGGUGCAAACCUUGACUCGCAGGAGCAGGCCAUGCUGAUGACAGGCGGGGCUCAACAGGGAAGUAACCAGAAACCUGCAAGUCUCCCAAAGUCCAAGAGGACUCGGGUGAUGGACGUGAUGCAGAAAGUCAACCCCUUCAAGGCUUCAUCACAGGCGCCUCCUCUCUCACAGACUCCUUCCACAGUCACUGCUGACUCAACCGAAAUGGGAACUGACUCAACACAGAAUCCGGGAAUGCUUAAAGGGAUGAUUCAGAAAGUCAAUCCGUUCAAGUCUUCAACACAGGCGGCUGACAAGGAUUCUCAGGAGGAGUCUACAGAAACCCCACAGACGGAUGGACUAGAUGGAAAACAGAAUCCCGGAAUGCUUGCGAGUGUCAUGCAGAAGGUCAACCCGUUCAAAUCAUGGCAGUCAAAGCCCGACGCAGCCUCCAGCCAAGGAAGUCCAACGGAUCUCAGCAACCUGCAUGAUAAGACGACAGAGACAGCACACGAGGAGACGGACUCUGUGCAGCAGGACGUGGCAUCGUUACCCGACUCCGAGAGGUCGGGCACCCCUUCUGUUGGUCACGAGGAGCAUCCAAGCAACGCUGAGCCGAGCCGCCGUGCGACCGAGCAACCAAAGAAAAGAAAGAAGACCUUCAGACUCAAAAGAAUUCUGCCCGCUUCGUUCUUUGGCUCCGGAGCCAAGGAUUCUGAUGCUCGCACUCAGGAGGUGGAGGUGCAAACGCUGGAGAUGGCCGACUUGCCCUCGUUGGACGAAGCCGGCGCUGACGACCCGCUGGAGGAUGAAGGCGGACUCUUGGCAUGGUGGAGAACAGUUGACGGCUGGGCCGAGUGGAACGAGACCACCCAAGACCACCAGUCUGAAGAGGUGGUGGAAGAAGCGGCGGACCGUGUGUACAUGGCAGCGCGCCUGUUUGUCCGCUUGUUCAACCGGCGUGGUGCCUCGCUGCAGCAGCGCGUCUUGGCGCUGCUGGCGCUGGCCGACGCCGCCGACAACUUCCACAAGAAGACGGUUUCGGCCAGCGUGGGCGGCGGCGUGGCCGGCGUGGCCGGCUCUGUCACCACCAUCACCGGACUCAUCUUGGCCCCCUUCACGGCCGGAACGUCACUCAUCGUCACGGCCGUGGGCAUCGGCGUUGCCACGGCGGGCGGCAUCACCUCCGCCUCUGCCAACAUCACCGACACGGUGCAUUCCAAGACGGACCGCAAGAAGGUGGAGAAGAUGAUCCAGGACUACCAGGAGGAGAUGAACGACAUCAAGGAGUGUCUGCAGUUCUUGGAGGAAGGGAUGGAAACUCUGGAGGAGUGGAACUUUGAGCAGUACGCCCAGAGCAUCUCCCAGAAGCAUCUGAACCAGAACGUCAAGCACGUCAUGAAGGAGGGCGGCCGGGCCGGCAAGGCUUUGGUCAUCAACACUGAGAGCCUGAUCAACACCGUCCAGAUUCUCAGCGUGGCGGGCGGUGCUGCCAAAGCCGCUCAAGUCAUAAGUGUCACCACCGGGGUCAUGUCAGGACUCUUCCUUGCGCUCGACAUCUUCUUCUUGGCAAAGGACUCAAUGGAGCUGCGGAAGGGCGCCAAGACGGAGUUUGCCGCCAAAAUCCGAGAGGUUUGCAAGGACCUCCAGGAUGGGCUCCUGGAGCUGAACCGCAUCAAGGAAGAGUUGCAGAAGACAAUGGACGGCAUCCAGGUGGAGGAAGAGGAAGAGGAUGAUGACUUCAAGUCAGAGCUAAAGAAACUUAUUGAGCUGGAGGAGUGACCAAACCUGGCUACAGCUGCCAAGCUUUACAUUGCUUGUCUUUUUAAUUUUCUUUCAAUAAAACGGUGAUUCUUCUGACA